UUAGCAAGCCGCAUUUUGAUGACGUUGUACACCAGGUUACAUGAAGUCGUCUCAUGUAAAUACUAUAUAAUAUACGCAGCAACGUAAUACUGAAUGAAUUUUGAAAUAUAUAUAUUUCCCUAAAUGUCGUUCGUAUGUCGUAGACCGCGGCGGUCCCUCGUCGACAUGCUCGCUGUCGGGUUGACAGUUUACCUCACUUUAGCCUGAUUACACAUUAUAUAGCCGGUUGGGUAGCUGCGAGCACAUUAGCAUUAGCCUUCCGUUUAGGUAAGCAGAGGUGACAACGGCGGCGUUCAGGCUUAAUUUUGGAGACCUCGCGCCGAAUUGGAAUGAUGGACAUUGCGACGUGACACAUCACCCGAUAACCUCUCAACUAACUCCGAAUAAAAGACUCCAGUUGCUGUGAUGCUGCCCUUGUUGCCUAGCAUGCAGUCAUGAGCUCGGCCUUGUGGAGCCAGGAGAAGCCCGGUGGGGGCUUCAGGGAGGACUGGCGCUUCUACAUGGUGAUGAAGGAGUGCACGUUGGAGAAGCCUCCCCAGAAGACCCUCUGGAUCCCACGUGGCAGCCUGGGCCAAGCGUGCCAGGAGCGCAACAGUCUGGGUCGUACGCUGCCUCCGUGCAAGGGCAAGAAGAGCCUGCACAUUCUUGACCAGAUCGUGGUGGUGAGCCUGGACGAGCGCGACGUCAUGGAGGUCGACGAGAAGCUGGCCGAGCUGCUCUUUCCCAUCACCAACUGCGAGGAGCGUUACACCCUACUGUGGAACAAGUCCCGGCUAAAGCGCGUGCGCGACAUUGCCUACGGUUCCAAGGUGCGUGUACAGCUGCGCUCUGGUGACGAGCCUCUGCCUGGCGUGGUGCGCUUCAAGGGCUCGCUGAUGCCUGACAAAGCCCUCUCUGGAAUCCUGUUUGGAGUGGAGUUACUGGAGGAGGGCAGAGGCCAGGGCUUCACGGAGGGAUCCUUCCAGGGCCGCCAGCUGUUCCGCUGCGAGGACGAAUGCGGUGUGUUUGUGGCCCUGGACAAGCUGGAGCUGUGGGAUGACGAUGAUGAUGACGAGAUGGGCGAGCUGGAGGUGGACCAUGUCACCCUGGUGGAGCAUGACCAGGACUACCCUCCGCUGGAGAUCAACUCCAGGGUCCUGGUGCAGACCCGAGAGGGACCUGAGAGAGGCACCAUCAUUUUUUGUGACUUGCUGCCGGGUAGUGAGAGCCAGGGCUACUACGUGGGUGUUGACAUGGACAAUCCAAUCGGCGAGUGGGACGGAAUGAUUGGCGGGAAACUGCUGUGCAACUUUGCCAGUUUGGAGCACACUCGACUUGUCCCCCUUUGUGACGUAAUGCCAGAAUAUUCCAUGCAGGACCAAAGGCUGCAAAAGCACACUUUUGCUUCCAGAGGCAACAACAACGACAAGUCGUCCUCUGGCCAAAGCAAACCGAAGACCAAAGGCUUAGCUCAUCAGUGUGGCAGUAGGAGCAAGUCUGACUUUUACUAUACUUUAAAUGGGAGCUCUGUUGACCCCCCAGUGCAGUCCAAAUCCAAAAGCACAUGGUACAUUGACGAAGUUGGGGAGGACCCAGCAAAGUCGCUCACCGAAACUCCACCCGACUUCAACCAGUCCCCCCCGCCCACUAGGGUGCCGCUGGCCACUUCGUUGGCCAGUGACAACAAGUUCCACUCGCUGCCCUUCAGCCUGAACCGCAAGAGCGGGCCCAUCGACAACAUGAAUCACGGGCCGCUCUCCCUAUCCGUCCAGUCUGUAAUGGGGGAGCAGGCCGAGGCACCGUUGCCCACCGCCCCCUCUUCGCCGCGGCCUGCAACACCUACCAGAGGGCAGCCUGGUCUUGAGGUGGGCUCCCUGGUGGAGGUGAAGGAGAACCCCCCUCUGUGUGGCGUCAUCCGCUGGGUGGGUCUGCCUCCAGGCUUGUUGGAGCCUCUGGCCGGGCUGGAGCUGGAAGAGGAGUGCCCGGGUUGCACCGACGGCACAUUCAAAGGUACGCGCUACUUCAACUGCCCGCCUAAGAAGGCCCUCUUCGUGAAGCUCAAGUGCUGUCGGCCUGACUCUCGCUUCCCGUCGCUCCACCACUCGGCCAACCCCAUCGAACGCUGCAACUCUAUCGCUUUCGGGGGCUACUUGAGUGAGAUAGUACACGAGAACACCCCGCCCCGCAGCGAGACUGAUGGCCUGGACAUCAUGGUGGGCAAGAAGAAAGGCAUCCAGGGCCACUACAACUCCUGCUACUUGGAUUCAACCCUCUUUUGCCUCUUUUCCUUCAGUUCUGUACUGGACACAGUUUUGCUGAGGCCGCGCUCAAAGACGGACGUGGAGUAUUACAGAGAGACCCAAGAACUGUUGCGCACUGAGAUAGUCAACCCCCUGCGCAUACACGGGUAUGUAUGUGCCACCAAAGUGAUGAAACUCAGGAGGAUCCUGGAGAAAGUAGAAGCUGCGUCUGGCUUCACCUCUGAAGAAAAAGAUCCCGAGGAGUUCCUCAAUAUACUGUUCCAUCACAUACUGCGGGUAGAUCCUUUGCUCAAACUAAGGUCAGCAGGCCAGAAGGUGCAGGACUGUUACUUUUACCAGAUCUUCAUGGACAAAAAAGACAAGGUUGGUGUCCCCACCAUCCAGCAGCUCCUAGAGUGGUCUUUCAUCAACAGCGACCUCAAGUUUGCUGAGGCUCCCUCUUGCCUUAUCAUCCAGAUGCCGCGCUUUGGCAAGGACUUCAAAAUGUUCAACAAGAUUUUCCCCUCACUGGAGUUAGACAUCACAGAUCUUCUGGAAGACACUCCCAGGGAAUGUCGCAUCUGCGGAGGCCUGGCCCUCUACGAGUGCAGAGACUGCUACGAUGAUGGCGACAUCACGGCGGGCAAGAUAAAGCAGUUUUGCGAAAAAUGCAAUACGCAGGUUCACCUUCACCCGAAGAGAAAAAGUCAUCGGCACGGCAAGCUGAGCGUCCCCAAAGAACUGCACGAAGGCGGCGGGCGCCAGGGCACGUUCCCACGCCAGACGAUGGAGCUGUUCGCCGUGCUCUGCAUCGAGACCAGUCACUACGUGGCCUUCGUCAAGUAUGGCAGCGCUGCCUCUGCAUGGCUCUUUUUCGACAGCAUGGCCGACCGAGACGGAGGGCAGAAUGGCUUCAACAUUCCGCAGGUGUCGCCGUGCCCUGAGGUGGAGUCCUACCUGAAGAUGACUCCCGAGGAGCUGCACACGCUCGACCCCAAGAGCAUCCAAGGCCAAGCCCGGCGGCUGCUGUGUGACGCCUACAUGUGCAUGUACCAGAGCCCCACCAUGAGCCUGUACAAGUAGCCCCCACCUCGACACACGAAUACACUCCGUCUCUUUCGUCGUCAUCCUCCUCCUCCUCUUGCCCCGCGGCCACUACGUGCCCCUCCCUCCCUAAGAGGACUUCCCAGACUUCCCAGAAAGACCCACGUUGAAAAAAUAAACUAAGCAGAAGAACGGCUUGCCGGGGCCUUAUUUGGAGUUAACCCUCUCCACUCCUGUCAAUUGGGGGGUGGGGCAGGCAUCGGCGGGGCUUUAUUUGCACUGUGCUUUUGUUGAAGUGUUGUGUUCUUCAUGUCGUUCUACGUUGCUUCUCUGUUUCUCGGUCUAACCUUUGCAAAACUCAAGAAAAGGGAAUCAAAAGAGGGGGUGGGGGAUGGGGGGGGGGCCAGAGUUGAAAAACAAGUGGGAGGACCCUUAAAAGAAGAGGAGUCCCACUAGUCUUAAUUGGGAAGGACUGUAGCGCUUCAUAACACCUCAUUAGGGAAGCGACGCGGUACGCACAACACGUCUCGCUCUCUCGUGUUCUCUCGUUUUUGUAUUACCCUCGGUCGCAGUUUGUGUGUUGCAGAAACCAAUGUAGCCAUUAUAACAGCCUAGUCCCACUCCCUCCACCCUGGGAAACACUGCACUUUGGCUCUGAGUCCUCUUAAGGUGGAAGUUACAGGGAGAGCUAAUUUAUUGGUCAGGAGUGUGUGUGUGUGAGUGUGACAGAAUACAAAUCUGUGCUACCGAGGGGACGUCCGCUUCUAACGUGUACAGGAUUUGUCCCGAGCAUCUGUUAGGUUUACAAAGCCUUUUUGGGAGUCCGCCCGCCCAACUCGCCGCCUUUCUCCUAGAUGUGACACGCAGCAGAUUAACACAACAAAAGAGAUGUGAUCAAAUAUGAUAUUAUUUAUUUUAAUCUACUCAUGUUUGUCCCUUGUAAGGAAAUAAAACAGGGUUGUUGAUGCUGUCAGGUUUUCAACUACUGACACAUACACAAGCCUGUUAACCUUGAAGCUAUUGAACAGGAAACAAUGUAUAAAUUAAUUUUAAGUUAAAAAAAACAACUCAGUUGCUUUUGAAGGAGAUGCAUAUAAAUGUGUGUGCCAGAACCUUUUCUAGACGUGGCUCCUUUUUUGGUGGUUUGCACUGUUCCAGGGACUCUUACUGCACUGCUGAGUCCUGCCACUGAUGCCCUUCAGGAGACAUCUCGGGAGCCAGAUGAGGUUUUAUUUUGUAUUUUUUUUUUUCUCUGUCCAGUGUUCACAAAUGUAACGUGAAAUUUGAUGUUGCUCUACGUUUCGUUAAAU
Molecule: messenger RNA, 4573 nt
Organism: Phycodurus eques (leafy seadragon)
Lineage: Eukaryota; Metazoa; Chordata; Actinopteri; Syngnathiformes; Syngnathidae
Gene: cyld
Product: cylindromatosis (turban tumor syndrome), a
Exons: 17
Coding region: 435-3302 (955 amino acids)
Biological process (GO): regulation of mitotic cell cycle; positive regulation of extrinsic apoptotic signaling pathway; necroptotic process
Cellular component (GO): cytosol
Molecular function (GO): cysteine-type deubiquitinase activity; K63-linked deubiquitinase activity
Source: RefSeq, a predicted model, not a curated record